ACUUAAGAGCCCUUGUGGAAGGUGUUUAAUAACGUCUGCCUAAAUAAUAUAAAAAAGACAACUGGUCUUCAUUCCCAUAGGUAUAUUCAAGCAGAAUUCUCAUCGCGAGAUUCCCUAAGAAACUCUAUCUGCCGACAUGACAGCAACUACACACCGAGACUUCGGACCUGAUACGGAAGCUCUGGAUGUCGCGAAGGCAUUUAAAGAGCAAAUCCGUGGGAAGACCAUCCUGGUGACCGGGGUAAAUCGCGGAGGCAUCGGCUUCACGACCGCGCAAGCUUUUGCGUCGCAAGCUCCCGCUCACCUCAUCAUCACGGGCCGCAAUCCUGCAAAGAUCCAGGAGUCGAUUGACGCCAUGCGGAGCGAGUACCCGGAUGUCGACUACCGGCCUCUCAAUCUCGACUUGUCGAGUCAAAAAGCUGUGCGCGCCGCGGCGGUACAAGUGCUUGCAUGGGAAGACAUCCCGACAAUAGACAUCGUCGUCAACAGCGCCGGAAUCAUGAACCUUCCCGAGCGGACGCUGAACGAAGACGGGAUCGAGAUGCACUUCGGCACCAAUCACAUCGGCCACUUCCUCUUCGUGAAUCUGAUCAUGCCCAAGAUCCUCGCGGCGGCUAGAAAGAACGCGAGGGGCGCGACGAGAGUCGUGAACGUCACGUCGCUGUCCCCGACCGUGGCCAGGAUGCGCUGGAGCGACAUGAACUUCGAGGUCGCCAACAAGGAUCUGCCAGAGGCCGAAAGGCCACCGUACGAGAUGCUCCGGCAGUGGGGCACGGUCGACGUGGAGAACAAGAAGUACGUGCCCAUAGAGGCGUACAACCAAAGCAAGGUGGCCAACGUGCUGUUCAGUGUCGGCCUGAACGACCGCCUGUACGAGCAGUACGGCAUCCUGAGCUUUGCCGUCCACCCUGGCAUUGUCUGGACGGAAUCGGCGCGCUACGUGGAUGACGCGACGCGGGCGACCAUUCGCGCCUUCGUCGAGCGUCUCGGCAGCAAAACGCUGGGUGCUGGAUCGAGCACGAGCUUGGUCGCCGCCAUGGACGCAAGUCUGGGACCGCCUCGCAAAGCGGCGGGGGGCAAGGACAACCUGGGCGUGUAUCUCGUCGACUGCCAGAUCUCCGACGCGGCGCACCCGCUAGCGGUGUCCAGUUCAGAGGCCGAAAAGUUGUGGGAAAAGAGCGAAGAACUCGUGGGCGAAAAGUUUCGGUGGUAG
This is a messenger RNA of Verruconis gallopava, 1213 nucleotides long. RefSeq lists its product as uncharacterized. Bases 137 to 1213 code for a protein of 358 amino acids. The transcript has 2 exons. NCBI's taxonomy places the organism in Eukaryota, Fungi, Ascomycota, Dothideomycetes, Venturiales, Sympoventuriaceae. The record is from RefSeq and is a predicted model, not a curated record.